UCAAAAUCAAUCUUCUAACAUGUUCUUCGUUUUUCUUUUAUCUAUUUAUUUUUGAAGUUUGCAGAUCUUUGACUUCCAUAUUGUCCCUUCUUCAAUCCACCGUCUCUCUCUCUCUCUCUCUCUCUCCGCCAUGUUCUGUUCCAAUAUUUACUGCAUUUGAUUCAGUUCCACGCCAAUCUUGCAUCUCCGAGCCAGGUCCAUGGGAACUCAGCCUCUGUCUCAGAUAAAAAACCAGCCGCCGCCGCCGCCGCCGGCGGACAAUGGCUUCCCGAUUCUAGCCAUUGCAGUUCUCUGCAUCAUGGCCACGGCCUUUUUGCUAGUCAGCUACUACAUCUUCCUCACCAAAUGCUGCUUGAACUGGCAACAACUGGACCCGCUUCGCCGCUUCUCCAUCUCCAGGGCGCGAAGAAAUGAAGACCCAUUGACGGCCUAUUCUCCCUCGUUGCAGAGCCACGGCCUGGACGAGAUGCUGAUCCGGGAGAUCCCCACUUUCCAGUUCGGCAAAGCGGAAGAGACGAGCUUGAACAAGUGCGUGGUUUGCUUGAACGAGUUUCAGGAGCUGGAUAUGCUGAGAGUGCUUCCGAGUUGCGGCCACGCGUUCCACCUGGAUUGCAUUGACAUAUGGCUCCAGACCAACGCCAACUGCCCGCUUUGCAGAACCAGCAUUUCGGGGAAAACCAGGAACCCCAUCGACCGGAUUGUGGCGCCGACCUCUUCGCCGCAGGAUCCGCAGCCGUUCACGGAUUCCCAGAUGGGCGGUGAUGAAGAUUUCGUGGUUAUUGAACUGGGCGGCACUGCUAGACAACCGGAGAGAAGAAGCGAGUCGCCGAGAAAGUUCGAGCGGAAGCCGAGAAAGUUUCACCGUGUUUCGAUCACGGGCGACGAGUGGAUUGACGUGAGGGAGAAAGACGAGCAGUUCACUGUUCAACCCAUCAGGAGAUCUUUCUCCAUGGAUUCUGCUUCCGAUAGGCUCGUUUACAUGGCGGUUCAGGAGGCCAUACGGCAGAACGGUGGCGUUAGCAACGGAGAAGAGUCGAGUAGUAGCAGAGGCCGGAGAUCCUUCUUUCCGUUCGGCCAUGGCCGGGGAUCGAGAAAUGCCGUUCUUCCGAUCGAGUUCUAGCCUUAAUUACUUCAGGAUUUUGAUUUUCUGUGUUUUGUUUUUGGUGAUUGAGAUAGUGAAAUUAACUCUUUACAGUUGAAAUUCCUUACUUUUGUAACGCAAAAGAUCAUUGAUGAGUGUUCAUAGAUUCAAGCACGAUACUUGAAAAAUCUGUUUGUGGGCAUGGGUGACAGAAUCAUUGCCCAAACCACCAACGGAUAGAAAAUUAGAAAUCCCUUUGGUUUGUUCUUUCUCUUUCUCUUCAGAAUGAAAAUGACUGUCUUCUCUGCCA
This is a messenger RNA of Diospyros lotus (date-plum), 1391 nucleotides long. RefSeq names its product RING-H2 finger protein ATL16-like. The coding region runs from base 200 to 1120 and encodes 306 amino acids. The transcript has a single exon. NCBI's taxonomy places the organism in Eukaryota, Viridiplantae, Streptophyta, Magnoliopsida, Ericales, Ebenaceae. The record is from RefSeq and is a predicted model, not a curated record. Gene Ontology annotation, molecular function: transferase activity. Gene Ontology annotation, biological process: protein ubiquitination.